GCGCGCGCGUUGCAAACUGAAGCGUUGUGGCCACGGGUAGUGCGCAUGCUCAGUUAGUCUGUGCGUGUGUUGCGCAGAGGUAGGGAGCGGAGGGAGUGUGACGAAUUGUUUUCUCGGCUGAACUAGAGAGCGAGCUGCUCUUCUCGGCGUCUUCGGGUAUAGCAGCGGGCGGAACAAAUACUGCAAUAUUGUUCGCCCAGCUGAAAUCUAAAAAUCUACACCGCGCAGGGACAAGAUAAGUAUGUCCGCAAAUAAAGCCAAGAAAGUAAAAAUGGCUACCAAAUCCUGCCCAGACUGCGAUCAACAGAUUCCAGUAGCAUGCAAAUCAUGUCCUUGUGGCUAUGUGUUCAUUAGUAGAAAACUCCUGAAUGCCAAACAAUCUGAGAGAUCAGUGCCAACAAUAGAGAGCAAAUCGGAUGCUAAGAGGAGAAGAACUGAAAGAAUUCGCAGAGAAAAAAUUAAUUCAUCUUCUUCUAAAGACUUGGAAAACAGAAAGCGUUCUAGGACAAACAGCCAUUCUGAACAUAUUCGCAGAGGCAGGGGACGGCCUAAGACAGUGCCGGGUAAAAGGCUUGAAGAAGAGAAAGAACGACAAGAAAAGGAAGUUGACAUAUAUGCAAAUCUUUCAGAUGAAAAAGCAUUUGUCUUUUCGGUGGCUUUAGCAGAAAUCAACAGGAAAAUCCUCAAUCAGAGGCUGAUUUUAUAAUGUUUGUUACUAAUAACAAUAAAAAGGACCUGCGUCUGAGAUAUUCUUGAAUAAUUAAAGACUUCUGAUAUGGUGAAGAUACCUGGAAAACUUCUCAGUGAAUGAAGGACGGUUCUGGGCUUCAAAUAAGGCCUGGCUGUUUCUAUUGUGUUAGCAAUAUGUAAUUUAUAGGCAUGUGGUACAUAAAGAGCUUGUAUUUUUAUAAUUUGAGUAUGUCAUGAAAGCUUAAUUACAUGUAUGUUACCUUAAUUCAAAGAUGUUGCUGGCAAACUGCUAAACUCAAUUGUUUUAUUAAAUAUAAGAAAAACAUAUGCACCUAGUUUCCAGGAAAAUUUCUCAGAAGUAGGUUUUUGACAUACAUUUGAAUGCUUAGACAGCUGUAACUACAUUAGAGUGUUUUUGGUUUUGGUCACUUAAUCUUGGAUUGGGUGUGUUCCAGCAUUUUUACAUCUUUGAAGCCUUAGUUUAAAUGAACAUUUUAAAAAUGCCUGUUAGUGGCUAGCAGGAAGAAAAACAAAAUGCACUUUAACAAUGGCCACGUUUAUAUCAGUUAAUUUAUAAUGAUCUGGCAUGCACUCCUUACAUUUUUUUUCUUAAUUUUUUACACUUAUUUUAAAUACAAUUUUAAACCUCCUAUACACAAAUAAGUAAAAUAUCCUAUUUAUUUAGUCACAAUUUUCCUUGUAGAAUAAAAAAGUUUGAAAACGUUGAUUUUUAACAUCCUAAUUUAUAGUAAAAAUGUGUCUUUAAACCUAACUGCACUGUAUCCCUUGUACCAUUUUGGAUGCCUGCUAGUAAACAUUCAUUUUCUUUGGGAAUUUGGGAUUUUUUUAUUUGAAUUUAACUUUGCUUAAGUGAAGAUUCCUGCCAGCCUCAAGUAAUAGAAAUAAUCCUUACUAACUACACUGUUGGAAACAGUUAGGGGGUGGAUAUGUUGUUUUUGGCAACUUUUAUUAAAUACCCUGGCUUCUUACUGAAAUUGUACUGUUUAGAGCAUUAUAAUAUAAAUAUGUGGUAUGUCUCCAUAUCUCAUACGCUAGAGAAUGGGCUUAGAAUGAGGAAUACAGUGUUAAAUUUUGAUUUAGGAGUAAAUCAGAACUUCAAAAACUUUUGUGACAAUUUGUGAUAUUCACAUUUGUUAAAAUCUGGAAUGAAUUUGUGUUCUUUAUCAUAUCUAACCCAUUUUCAUUUUUGAAGCUGUUUGAUUUGAAUUCCAGAGAGAUGAGUGCAUUAUAGUUGAUCAUGUACUCUCUGUGAUUACUGUGACUAUUUAAAAAAAAUAUAUAAUUUCAUGUUUUCUUUAAAGGAAAAAAGUAUUUUCUGAUGUGGCUUUCUUAGUUGCUGUUUGUUAGGCUAUUAAGCAAAUGAUCCUAUUACCUGUUAUUUUCUGUUAUUACUAAUGAGAAGGAUUUGGACAUCAGUCUGUACAUUUAUCAGCAACAAAACGUAAUCUUAAAGCAACACACUUAUCAUACAUUGAGUUUUUUUUUAAUGUACAGCAAAUUAGAUACAGCAUUUUAAAGUAUGCUAAAUAAAAUGAAAGUUCUGUCUUACAAUGAUAGUGUAAAGGUUUCCUGAAAUAUUUGUAAAUGUGUUUAGGGUAACAAUUUUGAUAUAAGUGCCAUGAAGAAUUUAAAAAUUAAUGACAGCAUUAUGGCACAACCAGUUUUUACAUGCUAAGCUAGCACAAUGGUUUGAUUUUUUUCCUAGUACAAGUAAAACGCAUGACAAAUGUUUCACUCUGCAUGCAAUUAUUUUAUGACACAGUAAAAAAAAUAGC
This is a messenger RNA of Polypterus senegalus (gray bichir), 2486 nucleotides long. RefSeq names its product chromosome 9 C16orf87 homolog (gene hdip1). The record is from RefSeq and is a predicted model, not a curated record. NCBI's taxonomy places the organism in Eukaryota, Metazoa, Chordata, Cladistia, Polypteriformes, Polypteridae. The coding region runs from base 242 to 706 and encodes 154 amino acids. The transcript is spliced from 4 exons.